This is a messenger RNA of Sclerotinia borealis F-4128, 921 nucleotides long. The record is from the annotation of a GenBank genome assembly. NCBI's taxonomy places the organism in Eukaryota, Fungi, Ascomycota, Leotiomycetes, Helotiales, Sclerotiniaceae.
AUGGCCGAGGUUUCCUCCACCAGACUCUACCUGGGAAAUCUCCCUCGUAAUGCCACCAAAGCUGACGUUGAAGCUCAUUUCAACACCCAUGGUACUGGCGAAAUCACCGAGAUCAAACUUAUGAAUGGCUUCGGUUUCAUAGAAUACAAAGAUGCAAUGGAUGCGCGCGACGUCGUUCCUGCCUUCCACGGUUCCGACUUUAUGGGCGAACGCUUGACUGUACAGUUCGCCCGUGGUACUCGUAAUCGAGAUACCUUUGCCACUACUGAGCGAACUGCUCCUCGUCCCAGACGUACCCCCCAUCGAAUGCAAAUCUCUGGACUUCCAGGUGAGACCAGCUGGCAGGAUCUUAAAGACUUCGCUCGUCAAUCUAGUCUCGACGUCGUUUAUUCGGAGACUGGUCGUGACCGUGAUGGCAAAGGAAGCUUUGUUGAGUUCGAGACCGCUGCAGAUUUGAAGACUGCAGUGGAAAAGCUCGACGGCCGUGAAUUCAAAGGCGCACGUGUCACUUGCACUGCUGAUACUCAACCGGAUGUUCCUCGUGAUCGUGCAAGAUCUCGAUCCCCAGUUCCUCGAGGACGACCUUACCCUGCCGAUGAUUAUGAUCGACGCGGUCCACCUCGUGGCUACAGUCCUCGUCGUGAUGUUUAUCGCGAUCGAAGCCCACCUCGUCGUGCUUAUUAUGAUGAUGACCGUGGUCGUUAUGGCCGUUCUCCACCACCCAGACCUCGUGGUCCAAUCGAUGAUUACCCACCACCACGUCGCAGCGGUUUCGAUGAUCCUUAUCGUCGUGACUACCCGCCAGCUGAUCCAUACGUCAAUGGACAUGGCAGACCGCCCUAUGACCGUCCUCCUCCACGAGACUACCCACCAAGAGAUGCCGGAUAUGCUGAAGACUAUCGUCGUGGCCGCUACUGGUAA